UAUAAUGCGAGAGCGCUGGGACACCUUCACUCAGUCACCUCAGGACUACACUUGAGACAGACACACUGAUAAGGCAUCCUGUGCUUAACUAAGUGCUUGCCGGUCGUGCGAUACCUUACUUUUUUGUUGUGAAAGUUUUCAGUUUUCAAGACUACAACUAACGAAACAAGAUGGUUGUCCCUGAAAUGAACCUCGAAACCCCAUUUUCUUCGAACCUGAUCAUGUCAGCUGUCUCGGAGGAAAGGCAUCGUGUCAGACGAUCCGCCGGCGCCUCCUCCCGCAGCGUGACCUACGGCUCCCGCGGUUCCUUGAAGCUGAGGCUGAAGGGCGACCAAGCGAACUUCCUGCAGGUGACGGCCGACGGAGCCGCCCUGGCCGUCGGGCUGCAGCAGAACUCGGAGACGGUAUGCUUCACCUUCCAUGCAUUUAACCCGGUGACCCCCUACCCAGAGGGCAACGGCGUGAUCAUCCUGGAGAGUCCACUUGGCGGGAAAUUCAUCAAGGCGGCUGGUGGCUCGGUUUCCCUUGUGCAAGGAUCGAGCAGUGACCUCAGCACAGUACAAGCGAUCGACGACCGAUUCUUCUUGCUGAGCAAUAGCCCAGGAGACAUGUACACGAGGAUCAAGCACAUCCAGUCAGGGCUCUACCUGUCAUCCAGCCCGAGUGGCAUCUCCCUCGUUCCUGGGACAAACAACGACAGUGAGCUGUACCAGAUGGUGUCUUGCAGCUCCUGAAUCAACGCUCAGUUAUUGAAUCCAAAAUACUGAUGUUACCUGAUAUAUUACUCUCCAGUAUCUUAGGAUAUUCAACUGAAAUACUUGUGGUAUUUCAUUCAAGUACCUAGGAUAAAGAGACGCAUACAUUUAUACACACCAACAAACAAACACGCACACAAACAAACAUACCUGCAUGUGUAUAUGAAUGCAGAUGUAUACACACACACGUUUUGUAUAUUUCCAUGUAUUUUUAAUAUUUAUUUGUGAUAUUUAAUUCAGAGAUAACCUAUUUAUUAUGCAAAUCAUAGUAAUAUAAUAUCUUAUUUAUUUCCACACUAAGAAUCUAUUUAUUAUAAUUCAGUCCAGGUACCCAUCUAUUUUCGUAUUCAUAGUAUCUAUGUAUUGUCAGAUCAUUAUAGUCCAAUGCUAGCACCCAACUAAUUUUGUUAAGGUAUAUAAAUUAGAUAUUUAUUGCCUAAAUCCUUGCACUCUAAUCUCAGUUCCCCUUUGUUGUCACUGUUGUACUUCAUUUGAAUUUCAUUUUAAUUAUAGCCGUCUCUGUAUUUUUUAAGUUUUCUAUUAAAUUAAUGAAAUUAU
Penaeus chinensis is the source of this 1313-nucleotide messenger RNA. RefSeq lists its product as uncharacterized. Lineage: Eukaryota; Metazoa; Arthropoda; Malacostraca; Decapoda; Penaeidae. The coding region runs from base 171 to 734 and encodes 187 amino acids. The record is from RefSeq and is a predicted model, not a curated record. The transcript is spliced from 7 exons.